UUUUAAAAAACAUUUUAAAUCCCUUGGAUAUGAUUUAAGUGUCUACAAGUGACAAAUUUAAAAUAAUAGAUUCAGAAGCUUAAGAGAGAAAGGUAAAGAUAAAAACAAAACGGGUUACAGCAAAAUACAACUUAAGACAUAAAACAGUUUAUGAGAAAAUAGGUUUGUUUUUAAAAAUCCACAACGAAUUACAACUUUUAUAUGUAAAUGACAGUACCACUAUAUAUAUAUAUAUAUCUAUAUAUAUAUAUUAUAAAAUAGAAACUGCUAAAUAUGCAAAGAAAUGGAUAUAAAUUCAGAAGUAUAUAGGAAGACUUUUUUAGAUAUCCAAGUAUAGUUGACAAAAAUAUAAAUAAAAUUAAUAAAAGUAAUUUGAUGUCAAAUAAUGAAGGAUUUAUAUAAAUGAUAUGAAAUUGGACUUAAAGCAGACAUAAAAAUGAUAAAACUGGGGUUUCUUAAGAAUGCUCUUUUGUAUAGUUAUGUGAAGGAUAGUGGGUGAAAGGACUGAAAAUAGGGAGAUAAUAUUCCUGAAUGAAAUAAUGAAUGGUGAUCAGAAUUCUACUGCCCAGAAAUACAUUUCUAAGAAAUGCUAUCUUAAGAAAGGUUGGUUCCUAUCUGGCUGUUUACUCUUUAUAGUAAAAAGGGCUUUACAUUAGUAUCACUUUUGACACUAUAAUAAAUAGGAAGGGACCAAAGAGAAACUCUUGGAAGCAAAAAAGGAGGCAUGACUCAAGGAGGGAAAUUCCUGGUAUAUAAAAUGCCCUAUAUAUGCCAAAUAGAAUUUGCUACCAUGCUCAGCACUUCUACUCCCUCCAGAAGAGUAUUGAAGCUGAAGCAGAAGCAAGAAGCAUGAAUGUGACGGCAUGGCUAUUGUCUUGGCUCUGAUACUCUGUGCUACAGCUAUUCAAGGUUCCCCAUUGUUCAAAGGAGGACGUUGUCUUUGCAUAGGCCCUGGAGUAAAGGCAGUGAAGCGGCAAUAUUCAGACAAUCUCUGUAAUUUUCCCAGUAACUACUGUAACAAAACAGAAGUGAUUAUCACCCUGAAAGCACGAAAAGGACAGAGAUGCCUAAAUCCCCAAUCGAAGCAAGGCAGUAUUAUCAUAAAGAAAGUUGAAGAGAUGAAGUCUUUAAAACAUUAAAACAUCUGAAGUCCUGGAAAAAAAGGAUAUGAAAAUUCAGAACAAGUUGUAACUGUUAUAGAUGAAAUGAUAAGAAUUCUGUAAUAGGGAAAUGACUUUCUGUUGUCCUACUGCAAUGUACCUUCAUGCAUUUGUAGGUUAGGGAAACUUGUAGAAGAUUUGAUAUUUAUAACCAUUCUGCUGUGACAAUGAAAACAUUUCUAAGUUAUCUGUUGUACUUGAUCUAUAUGUACUUUUAAAACCUGCAGUUAUAAUGGAGACAUUAACAUUAUUCUGAAGUCAAUAUUUUAUGAGUCAAAAGCAUACAUAUAUAUAAUGAACACUCCCCCCAGUUUUUUAAUGGGAAUCUUAUAGCACAUA
Messenger RNA from Phyllostomus discolor (pale spear-nosed bat), 1499 nucleotides. RefSeq names its product C-X-C motif chemokine ligand 11 (gene CXCL11). Bases 864 to 1139 code for a protein of 91 amino acids. Gene Ontology annotation, molecular function: chemokine activity; CXCR chemokine receptor binding. The record is from RefSeq and is a predicted model, not a curated record. Gene Ontology annotation, biological process: inflammatory response; antimicrobial humoral immune response mediated by antimicrobial peptide; chemokine-mediated signaling pathway. The transcript has 4 exons. NCBI's taxonomy places the organism in Eukaryota, Metazoa, Chordata, Mammalia, Chiroptera, Phyllostomidae. Gene Ontology annotation, cellular component: extracellular region.